Molecule: messenger RNA, 21655 nt
Organism: Cinara cedri
Lineage: Eukaryota; Metazoa; Arthropoda; Insecta; Hemiptera; Aphididae
Source: the annotation of a GenBank genome assembly
AUCCCCCGCGCCCGUCCCCGAGACGCGUUUUACGCCGUGCGAUAUAGUGUGUAGUAGUCGCUCGCGACCGGUACCAUUAAUACUAAUUGCCAGCUACUGUAAUAAUAACAUAACGCCGCCACCGCUGUCGCUGCUACUGCUACCGCUGUUGCCGCUGCUACUUCUGCCACUGCCGCUGCUGCUGCUGCUGCUGCUGCUGCUGCUGCUGUCGCCGUACCGUUGCCAUUACCGCCGCCGCAGAGCCGCCGCCAGCGAUUAUAUUCGUACCGUAGUAGCAGCCGCAGAUGCGCCACGCCACUGCAGUAAGUACUGUCAACGCUAUAACUCUGGACGGCGGCGCGUAGCGUGGUCACCGGAAAAUUAUAGACGCCGUCACACGGUCCGGUGUACAUAGCUAAAAUCUAUAGCGCCGAUACAAUCUCGCCGCGUUGUCGUCGGCGAGUAUUUUACGCGCCUCCCGCGCGGAUGACGGUCAUCCCGCGGUGGCGACGUUGACCCCGUCGACGUGAUGGACCGCGGCGCCGGACGGUGGACGGCGGACGCGACGCUGCACGGCUGCUGGCCGACGGUUGCACGGACGCCGGCGUCGUCGUUAUCAUCUGCACGUGCCCCGGGCGCACGGUCGCGUCCCACGCGUCCCAUCACUACGUGAUUGCCGGUGCUGCAGCUGGGCACCGGCGGCGGCGGCGGCAGCGACGACGACGGCAACGACGACGACGUGGCGGUUGAUGCGGCGACGUGACCGUCACAGGUCUCUCGACACCGGUUUACUUGAUAAUUAUGGUCGUGGCCGCAACCAUGGCCAGCAUGGAUGACCACGAGCGGAAGAUUGUAGUCGAAUUUUGCCAAUUGCUGGAACAGUCCAAACAGCUAUUCAACGGGCUCCGGUGAGUCGGUCCUUUUCGUAAUAAUUAUAUUAUCUUUCAGGACUGUUAUUUUAUUCGUAUUUAAACAGAAUGUCGUUUUGUUGCGAUUCACCCCCCUCCCCCCCCGUGGAAAAAUUAUCCGCGUUUGUCAAUAUCCAGUAAGAUCACGAAAAUUAUCUCGGAUUUUGUUACCCGUGGGAUUUAUAUUUUACUCGGUCUGUGAUUGACUUGAGUAAAAUACAUAUUAGAAGUAUUCAGAAUAUAAGUGUUCUAUUAUAACGAAAAUAAAAUAGUUUUCCGAAUACGUAUUUAAAUUUAAAUCCGUAGUAUUUUAAAAAAAAUUCCGAAAACAACGCGAAAAUUAACACUCCAAACACUCUAAAACAACGAAAGUAACCAAAAGUAUUUUUUUUUUAGGGACGAAAUACUUUUUGACACUAUUCGAAACGCUAUCCUCAUGUCUAAUACCUGACCGGUUAUUAUAGGAAAGUAUAGUGUACCGACACAAUAUCGGGAGGAAGGGGAUGGGAUUAUCUAAAUUUCGUUUUCACGAGGGGUAUGUUAAAUUUUGGCUCACACACCCCCCAAAGAAAAUGUAUACCUCCCGGGUGCGUCACCGGUCAGAGAUCGAAAACCGUAACCUAGCCCAACACCCUGCGCUCGGUCGAACACACGCACGACACGCGGGCCGAAAAAUCCAAAAAAAAAAAUACGAAUCGACACAUGUGACAUUUGUCUAACCGCGAUGAUCGUGUUGGGAGCACGUGCAACUUCGUCGUCCCACAGACGCUUUUGUUUUUUAGUCGGUUGAACAAAAUACGGCGGGUAAUAAUGAUUAAUAUUAUGAUCGUUGCUAUAGCGCCUCCACCCCCCCUCUUCUCCGAAAUUUUUUUCUCCGGCGCGAACGGGCCAAAUAAAUUUCGGAGGGCAUGCGGGCCCAACGCCGCAUGAUAUUGAUCGAUAUGGCUCAAUACGCUCACUUGGCGUUCGUUCGAUUUGUGGGGGGAGGGGGCCGAGUACUCCCCGAACGCCCCGCUAUUUUUCCCCGCGUGGAUGCGGGGGCGCGGUGGCCGACAGACGGUGAUUUCGAAACGUGAUAUUUAUGUACAGUCCGCGGUAUUAGUACGCACGGUUAUAUUACUGCGAUAGCGCGUGUUCGUGGCGUACGGCAGUUUUCCGGCCCGUUUUACGUCCGCGCGGGCGAACCGCGCGAGGUCUCCGGGAAAACCGUACCCCGUGUAUCAUACGCGCGUACGUACAAUAACAAUACGUGCGCGCGAAACCGAUGAGUCACGUAUACGAGUGUAUCGUUACUAAUACGGGCCGUAUACGUAUACUGCAGUAAGUACCUACGUGUACGCAUACGCGAUAGUAUUACACACUACGCACCGGAAUAAUACGCGCCGUUCGAGUCUAUACCGACGCGCACAAAUCCGGCGAUUUAAGUUUAUCACUGUGUCGCGCGCGCGCGUGUGUGUGUGCGUGUGUGCGCGCGUAAUACGAGUAUGUACACAUAUAUAUAUAUAUAUACACGUACGUAUGCAUGUAUAUAAAUAUUGUGCGGCGAGGGGUCGCGAGGGUUGAAAAAAAAAAAUGCCGGUUUGUAUUUAAUAUACGUAUAUAUAUAUAUAUAUAUAUAUAUGUGUGUGUGUGUGUAUAUAUGGGUAUAUUAUUAUAUCUGUGACUCACCCGGGUGAUAUGCGCGACCAACCGUGCAUUUCGUGUUUUCCGGACGCGAAAACCGUAUCCUAUAAUAAUAUUGUAUAAAUAUAGUAUACGAAAACGUGUCCUCUAAAGGGAAUUGUGGGGGUGUUUUUAUUUUUUCCUACAGAGACCUUCCACAAUGCGGUCAGAAAAUCUGGCAAGGGUAUUUUGGCAAGACUUUUGACGUUUACACGAAACUUUGGAAAUUUCAACAGCAACACAGGUGCGUAUACCUACGUUUUUUUAUUCAUCCCUCCCCCCCCCCUCCCCCGUACCGAUAAACGCGCGAUAUACUAUUGCGACCAACGCGAGCGUUACCGUUGAGUACGCGUUAAGACGAGGGUUUUUUGAAAAAAAAAAAAAAAAAAAAUAAAAACCCCCGACCGUUUCGACGAUAAAUCGCAUCGCAUAUUGUGAAAACUAACGAAACGAAAUGUUAUUUCUAACACGAAAUUCGGGGGGAAAAAACCGACGGACGUGGACAACAAAAAUAACACGAGUAACUAUAUAAUAUUAAAUACAACCAACUAACUGCGAGGGGCGGCCGAUUAAACUCGGCAAAAUAUUAUUUUAAUCACGACACGCGUUAUGUUAAACGUUUUUACGUAUUGAUUGUGUGCACUCGGUUUUACAUUAAAAAAAAUAUAUAUAAAAGAGAAAACGUUAAAAAAAAAAAAGUCUCAUUUAAUAUGUAUAGUUUUUUUGUCGAAUUUUCCUUGAAAAUUAGAGACUAUUGUAUUUUAUUGUGUCUGUUAUUUAUAAUAAAUAUUAAUACAUCAGAUAUUUUUAGUGAAUAUCCAUUGUGUGUCAAAUUUUUCCCCCUAUCAAAACAUCUCCACGGGCAAAUAGAUCAACAUUUACCAUUUAUUUUUUAGUAAACACGCAGUUAGCAAAAUCUUACUCUACUGAGUGUCCAAUGAAUAUUACUGAGUGUCCAUUUGCACACUGAAAACUUUCUUAAAAAAAGUCAUGUGUAAUGUGUAAUGUAUAAUAUAAUUCCCUUUGGAAUAAAUGAUCUCAAACUAGGAUGAAUUUCAACAUGAAUUUCAUUACCGUGUUAUAGACGGAAGAGGGUGAUUUUUUUGCUUUAUACAUCUCUACAGAAUUCUUAUACAAUGUCAGGGAGAUAAAAUUGUGUAUACGCAUGAUGUUUAGUAUCUAGGAUUCGUUUUGGCAUUUUCAACUUUCAACCAUCUGUCUCUUAAAAUUUUUAUGCUCAAAUGUCAUCGUUUUUUUUUGUUUAAAAGUACCCAGUAUAUAUUUUAUUGUAGUUUAGUAUACAAUGACACGGCAUAGCAAAUUUGUGUUUAACAAAAUACAUUUUUCGCUGGUAAUUUUAAUAUUACACUGAAUCAUGUAUUGUCAUACGAACACACCUAUAAAUAUUCUUGUAAAAGCCUACACUUUGGUUUUUUAAUUUCGAAACGAGUAUUAUACAAAAAAAUAUCACAAUUUAGAAAAUGAUAAAACUCGUUUAAAAGUUAAAAUAUCUUUAAAAUAACUGCUGUACAAACCCAGGUAAUGUUUUCAUAUCUUAAAAAUUUUAAUAAUAAGUCUAUUAUCUUAAUUACAUUAAAACUACCAGCGCAAAAUGUUUUUGUUUCAAAACGCGAAUUUGUUUUGUUGUGUGUUUGUAAAUCUAGGGUAGAGGAGCUAAUACGUGCACCCAUGUGCCACUGUUUUAAAUAGGAAGUUGAAAAUAUAAGAUUCAUAAAUUAGGAUAAUAAUUUAUACCUAUACCUAAACCUAUAUUUAUACCCUUACACAACGAUAGUUCCAUUCCUAACGAUUCUGAGCAAAGUUCGGUUACACAUAUUUUGAAAUAUCGUAUAAUUUUUACAAUAUGUUUCAAACUGCGAUGUUAGAACUUCUAUAAAAAAAUAAAUAAAAACUAAUACAAUAUGCUCAACUUUUUUUUUGACCAAUAAGUAUACAAUUUAUAAUAUAACCUCGUGUUAAAUUUUCAAGCAUGCCAAAAAUGCAUUUUUAUGUCAAAUGUAUAACUAUUUAUUCUAUAGUAUUUAUGUAUAUAGCUCAAAAAUUGUCAAAAUGUUUAGAUAAAUUCACCACAUUUAGAAAAAACAAAAAUAAAAUCGAUAAAUACGAAACGUAAACUUUCUCGGUUUUCCUACUUUUUCCAGUUUUUCCAAUUGUUGUACUAACUAGAUCCAAAGUGCAACAAAAAUAAAUUUCUUAAUCUGUAGUUAAUCUGUCUUAAUUCUGGUAGAAUAGUUGUUAGCUAUUAGAUACAUAAAUAAAAAAAAAAAAAUAAAAAGCACAUAUAUUAAAACCAAUAAAUUUCUUGCUACGCUCAGAAUCUGAAAAAAAAAACUCACGUGGAGUCUUGUUAUAAUGAUUUUAUUUUUUAUAUAAUAUUUUUAAAAAAUACUAAUAAUUAGUCGUUAUUGUUUUAUUGUUACAGACAAGUGUUGGAUACGAAAUACGGACUAAAGCGAUGGCAAAUAGGUGAAAUAGCCUCGAAAAUAGGUCAACUAUACUAUCAUUAUUAGUGAGUAUCUGUAUAUAAUAAAAUGUAUUGUUCAAUAUUCAUAAUCUUCGGUCGGGAAUAAUGAAUUGCUGCACAAUGAUCGACGCGAGCCCAUCGUAAUUAUAUCGAUCGAUUACACGUGUUAUUAUAUUACGUAAAGGUACUCGACGAUGGUAAAAAGAUCCAAGACCCCCAAGACUACUAGUGUACAUGACAUUUUUUUUUUUAAAAGCAGCUCCUGUUAGCUCAAGUUAAUUUUGAUUAUUCGUCGCCGCUCCGCCGUCUUUUUAUUCGAUACUUUAAAUAUUUUUCUAGGUUAUAUCCUUUUAAAAUUAUAUCCCUAUUAUAUAAUCGGUCAAGGGUUUUAAUUAUACAUUAUCCGCUGGGGGAACGUGCGAUCAGCGUAGGGGAGGAAAAAACCAUUUUACACUAUCACCCUAUAAAAUGUGCGUGUGUGUGUGUAUGUGGCAGUCACUCACACAUUAAACUCGCUAAAAAUAUGUAUUAUUUUUUAUAAAGUGUAAAAUCGAUGUAGGCGGCCACGUAUAAUACGUGGGCCCGUGGGUCUUUUAUAGCAGUUUUUUUUCCUUUUUUUUUUCUUUCCUUUUUACAGUAUCGAGGCAGUUUUCAAGUAUAAAACAAUAGUGGCAUGCGGUGGUGGCAUGUCUCUCAAGCGUGACGGGCCUAUUUUUUUUUUUUACACAAUUCACUUAUCGAUUCAAAAACCUUUUGGUCAUGGUGUGUUGUAGAAUAUAAAUUUUCAUUAGACGAGAUCAGUGGUAUUAAAAAAAAAAAAACUGUACAUUUAUCUUCGUAUACAAUAUAAUAAUAAUAUAUUCUCCACGUCAUCGUCAUUUUACUUAUAUUUUAUAUAUCAUUAAUAAAGUGUCCAUUUAUAAGUAUGAAUAUGUAUUUAAAUAUGAUUAUAUUUAUUUUAUAGCCUUAGAACGAGCGAUACGAACAACUUGAAUGAAGCGUAUUCGUUUUAUUCGGCGAUACGGGGAAGACAAUACUAUUCACGAGUAUCUCAGGAAGAUAGGUGAGCGCCUUAUCUUAAAAAAAAAAUAAUUAUUGGUAAUUUUAAUCAGUAUAACAGGCUGAUUUUUUAGGUUCUGGGGGAAACAAGAAAUGUACCAGUUUUACUGUUAUGUGUUUAAAAUUUAUAAUAUUUCUUUUGAAAUUGUUACUUUUGUUUUACAUUGUUCUUAUAAUUUUUAUUAUUAUUUUGAUUAUUUUGUGUUGAUGUCAUAGUUAUGGUGUUUAAAUGAAUACUCACUGUCGCUGGUGUAACCGAGGUGGAGAGGGAUAACCCCCUUCUCUCGAAAAUUUGAAAUUUAUGUUUAAUAAAUCUUGCCUACGUAGUUUUUUACAUUUGACUAAACAACAGUAUUUAGUAUUUUUUUAAAAUAGAACUACCAAAUUUGUGUUGUUUGUUAUAAAAUUCUGAGUGUAUUAAAGAAGCUAUAAUGGUUUUAUUGAAAUUAGGCGCAAGUCCAAUAUUGCACGACUAUUAAAACCCACUGUGACUGUUAUACUAUACCAGAUUACCGAACUCUAAUCAUAAAUCGCUUUUUGAUUACAAUAAUAUAUCGUUGCUUUCAGUAUUUUAUAUAAAAUAAAAUUUCCCUUAUAUAUUAUCUUAAAUACCUUCCAAACUUUCCACUAACAACAGUGGCCUACCCGUGUUGCCAAGUUAUAAGUACGAUUUUAUAUUAUUAUCUAAUAAUACUAAUACAAUUAUAAAAAGUACAUUUAAAUCUAUACUAAUAAUAUUAUUAAAAAAAGAAAAGAUUUGUUUUGUAAGGAUAAGCUCAAAAACUACUUAACUGGUUUUAAAACUUCUUUGACCUAUACAAAAUUACAUUAACAGCGAGUAACAUAGGCUGUAUUUUAUUUUAAAAUAAAUGAGAGAUCCUUACAAAAAUUGUAAUUAUUAGGUUUUCGUGUAAUUUUGGUACGAAUAUCUAAUUGUUUAAUUAUUUAUUUUUGUUUAUUCAUGGGUUACCUUGGUGACAGAUGACAAUUUGGUUGUCACCAACAAGAAAAUUAUUAUUAUUAUUAUUACUAUUAUUAUUAGAUCAGCAAGUAAUUAGUAUGGACCUUAAUUUAGCCUCAUCUAAAGAAAUAAAUUGUGUAAUACAUAUUUUUAGAUUUUUGCGGAGCAAGGAAUGUAUUGUUUUUACAAUGGUGUUUAUUUUUUUAUUUAUUUUUUCAUCUGUGAACAACUUUUCUAUUUUUCUCAGAAAUUUUGCUCCGAUUUUCAAGUGUAGCACUUUUUCUGAAAUAAAAUUUGACUAAAUGGUACUUCAAGGAUGUCAUUUUUUGAUUUUCUCAGAGGUUUUAAAUGGGAACAACGUAGAAAAACGGAAAAAUUUACGAAAUGUAUUAAUUUUAAGUUGUAAAUAUUACAGCUUUUCAAAACAUUUAUAACCGAACUCUGCUUAGAAUUAUUUUUCGUUAGUAAUGAUUAAUUGUUGCGUAUAGAUGUAUAUUAAAUCCCCCUCUUUAUCUUAACUUCCAAACUUCCCACCUAUAACAGUGGCUCACCCAUCGUGCGAAGUAUGUCCGUAUAUUUUUAAUAAUCAACCGAAAAAAAAAUAUUCUUUUUGCGCAAGAAUUGUUGUUGCGAUUUCAAUCCACGCACGUGUAAUUUAUUUACUGUAUUAUAUAAUAAACGUUUUAAAUAAUAGUAUUGAUUUUUUUUUUUUAAUACAACUUAACGUGUAGUGGCUGUAUAAAUUAUUUAAGUGCAGUGCGUACUCAUAAUAAUACACAUUAUUAAUAUUUUUUUUUUACGAAUGGUGUAUGAUAAUAUCUUUCGUUUGUAAAACGGUUGUUUCAAUAAAGUCGAGUUGGCUGUCGGCUAAAGUUGAUUGACGAUGAUUUUAUUUUUAAAUGUUUCUCGAGAGGGUGUAUUAUGAAAACAUUGCAAUCGUCAAGUAUUCGUGAGUAUAUGUGUGUACCGCUGUUAAUUUUUACUUUGAUAGUGUUGGAAGUAAAUAAUUUAAUUUGUCGGCUCCUGAUAAAAUAGUGAUAUAUGUAUACAUUCAUUAUACAUUUAUACAUACAUAUGUAUGGGGUUUCGCAAUUAUUCAGGACAGAGUUUUUAGUGUAUAUUUUAUUGGAUAGUGCUUUUUCGACUUUUUGACUUUCUGUAUCUUGCUGAAAAGUGAUGGCGUUGACGUAAAUCCUAGAACAAAAGAUGAAUAAUACAUAAUUGAUAAAGGUUUAAGUACGUUUGGAUAAAAGAAUGUUUUAUAAUAAUAGCAUUUUUUUUAUCGUAAGCCCAUAAAUUAACGAAUUUGUAUAACGUUGACACUGCCCUUUUCGUUCCUGAAAAUAAUACCCGAACACACGCGAGUUUAUUGUACUUAAUAUUAUUAUUAUUAUUUACUUUCAGAUCCGAUCUAAUGGUAAAGAAACUGAGGUAUUAUGCUAGGUUUAUUGUGGUGUGUCUGUUGCUGAGGAGAGUCGGAGCCAUCCGGGAAUUGUUGGCCGUGAGUUUUUACAACGAUAUUAUUUAUUAUUAUUAUUAACUUUUAUGUAUGCUAAUAUAAAUUUAAAUAUACAACACAACGGGUCGAAUUUCCAUUAGAUUAACGCUUGGGGGAGGCCGCUACACAUAUGCAUUUGCAUGGGGUUUUUUUCUCUCAAAUUUUAAUUUUCAAGCGAGAUGACAUUACUUUUAAAUUGUGAUAUUUUACACAUCUCGCUUGACAACUAAAAUAAUGAAAAAAGUGCCUUUCAGUUGAUCAUAUGAAUAUUAAAACGAAUAGCCCAAAAUUAGUUCUGUUGAACGCAAAUUUUUUACGUCUUGCGUUUGUAAAACGAAGACAGAAUGCACGUGUAAGCAUCCUUUUUAAAUGCAACACCCGAAAUUUGAGUUGGCCGGACACUUUUUUUUUGAAAUUUCGAAAUUUGAGGGAAAUUACUCGGUGAAUUUAUUGAUGAAGAAAACAACUAACUUACAUGUAUAAUUGUAAACAUGAUUACAGCUGCUAUAUCCCGAAAUGUUUAGUCAACUAGAGUAUCGCGAUUUCCAUGGUAACAGGUUUACCAUAAAUCGUGUAAUUGUUUAAUUUUUUAAUAAAUGCGAAAAUUAAGAAAUCUGUUACAAAUAAACUGUUUAAAAAGUCUUGAAGAGUCGAGACACCGGGGACUAGGCGUUGAAUUUCAUAAGCGACGGUUAAUUUUAAUUUAUUGAAAUAAUUGCAAUAUUGUGUUUCCGCGUAAAAAGGUUCACGACAGUAUACGCACGUGUUUAAAUUAAGUAAUUUGCAUUUUUAAAAAAUCCAAUAAAAAUAACAUACAUAUAUAGUGUAUGCUAUAGUAUUGUAUAUAGGUCAAUAUGUUGAUUUUAAAUCUCUGUGGUGUAAAAAUGUUUCAAAUAACAUAAAAAAAAAAACAACAAUAUAACACAUCGUAUAGGCUUUUAUACAUCAUCAUCAUAUAAAUCGAUAUCGUAUCAAAUUCCGUUGUACAAUGUAUGAAAUGUGUCGACAUAAUAACAUUACUAUUAUAUUCGAAUCAUAUGUACAUAAAUACGUGCAGGUGACACAAUAUAUCUUGCGCUACCCGACCCUCCCCCCAUAUAUAAUUAAUAUGAAAAAUAAAAAAAAUAAUCGAUAGACCGUAAUAAUAUUGAAUUGCUUUACUGUACACUACAUACGAACCGUCUGAUUCAAAGGUCGACGAGCUCGUAUUUUUUGAGACGGCGAUAGAAUUUUCGGGAUACCGUGCAGCCCACACUUUUCGAUCUCAUUUUAUGUACGACGCCUCUCUACGUAAUAUAUUUAUUUAUUACGCGUCGUAUUCUCGUUGUUGUAUUUUGAUAAGUAUACAUUUUUAAUAAAUUUUAAAUUUAUUUUAUUUUUUUGUACAAUACUCGCUAUAUCCAGUACAAAAGUUUCGGAUAUAUCCUUAAUUUAAUGGGUUUUUUCUCCUCCGGAAAAUUUAUUGAUGGUUUUAUUAUACAAUAUAUGUGUAUAUACUUUUAAUGUUUCGACUUUCAAGCGCAUUUUCGAGAUUUUCAGAGCAUUUUUUUUUUUUUUAUUAUAUAUAAAUUCACAACCUGAUAAAGUUAUUAAAUAUAAUCAUGUUUCAUUCUCUCAUGGUAUCAUAAUAUGCUCGUUUGUUACCCAAUUUCAGUAGUUCUCAAGACACAAUAUUCACCUGUAUUAUAUACAAUGUCCCACGAAGAUAUCUUCGGAAACAAUAAAGAUAAUCAAAUUCUGGUUUUUUAUAUUACUCACUGGGAUAAGGAAUACAAGUAUUUAUACUGCAACUAAUUUUUGGUAAACAUUUUUUAAAAAAAAUAACUCUUUAUUUUGUUAUUUUUGAAAAUUGUGAAGAUAGCCAUUUUUCAGAGUUUAUUUUUCUAAAAAUGUUGACAUGUCAGCUCUUUAUUUUCAUUAAAUUCGUGAUUUUUAAUAAUUUGUUAAAUUUUAGAGAAAAGAAGUGUACAGUAAAUUGUCAUACAAAUAAUAAUAAUCAAUUACACAAUACGAUUACAAACUACUGCAUAAUUAUAGGUACUUUUCUCUAAUUUCUAAAAAAUUAUAAAUGAAAAUCAAAUUUUAAUAUCUCAACAUUUUUAGAAGAAUUAACUCUAUAAAAUGGCUAUCUUCAAUUUUUUCAAAAAUAAUAAAAUAAAAAGUUAUUUUUAUUAAGUGAAGUUUUUAUCAAAACAAAAAGUUAAUUACAAUAUAAAUAUUUGUAAUCCUUAUCCAUGUGAAUAAUAUAUAUAUAUAUAUAAAAUAAUAAUAAUAAUAAAAUAAAAUGAAAAAAAACAGAAUUUGAUUAUCUUUAUUAUCUUCGGAGAUAUUACAAUGGGUUAUAUUCAUCUUAUAAUAUCUAAUAUUUAAUAUCUUUGUGGAAUACCCUGUAUAGUUUAUAUAUAACUAUAUUGACGACUCGUGAAGUACUCUCAUUUGCUUUACCACUUGUGUUGAUUUUGACUUGUGUAGUACGCGUAGUAAAUAUAAUAUCGUAAAAACGAAAAUCUAUUACAGGAACUCGACAAGCAGAUCGUAGACUACACAAGUACAUACGAACCGGACGACCAGUUGGAAUGGUCUUUGGUUUUGGAAGAAAUCAAAACGUUCGUAAAGGCCGACAGCAUAGUGAAUGUAUUGCACGCCGACCAGAGCAGCGUCAUACUUUCGCACAGGUAAUAUUUAGUGUUAUAAAAGUGUUUGAACAGCGUACGAAUUUCAUGUUGAAUAAUCUUUUUAUCUCAGCAUUUAGAGUAAGAAAUAACCUCUACGACUUGGCGUAUCAUAGCUUUACACGGGUGUAAUAUUGUCUUAUUUAUUAUUCAUACUUAACGAGCAAAAUUACUCUUUGAAGAGUAUUACAGGUACAAAUUUUUUGUCCGUUGUACGUAAACUCAAAACAAAUACUCGCACACGGGACCACUUUUGAAAUUAUCGAACGGUUUUGAACAUUUUUCGAGUCCAUCAAUUAUCGUUUCGUUAUAACCAUACUCCUAUGUACGUGACCCAUUAAAUAUCUGGAGUGUGACCCGUUUAAAUAUAUUAUUGAUAUUAUCAUUUGUGCACACUCGCAAUAUAAUCAUUAUACACGUAUAUUGGAUUGCCUGCCGACAACACGGUAGGUAUCCAAUAAUAUUGUCCGCAAACGAUACCAUACAACGUACCUAUAUGCAAAAGCGUUAACGCAUGAUUUGUUUUCCUAUAUGUAAAUGUUGUAAUACGCACACGCAACAUUAUAAACAAGAGACUUAUUUUUAACAACUCCGUUUGUACUGCAGGUUAACGCCGCUAACUACGCCCCCUGUGGAAAAAUCUACGAUGAUGAAUCUUUCCUUGCAAGAAAUAAUACUCAUCGGUAACGCAUCGGAACAGGUACGAGAUGAAAAAUAUAAUUAGAAAAAAAAACCUUCGUAACGAUUAUUAGUUUCGAUUGUAUACUUAAUACUUGUAGUUGAUAUGUAUUGUAAGAAGAGAAAAAAGAAUACAAACUGAGAUGGUUUGAACAUGACAAGAAAAAUGAUGAUAAUAUAAGAGAUGAGUGACAUUAUGCAGAGACUCAAGAACUAUUUUUCAAAUGAAGGAGGGAGAGGGGGCUAUUAUAUAAUUAAUAAUAAUAUAUUUAAUCCCACGACAUCAAUAUAUUUACAAAAAAUUACAAAUUAAGCAUAAAUAUACAAUUUUUUUGAAGAAAAGAAAGUGUUGGAUUAAGAUUAUUAGAAAUAUUAAAAACAAAAGAGAGAAGGAUUAGUAUUAGUAAUAGACAUAAAGUGGGUAAUUGUUUCAUUAAGUCCGGAAUUAGUAAAUUGAAAAGAAAGAGAACAUUUUUUAGUUAAACAGGCAAUAUGAGAAGGAAUAUACCUAAAAAUUAAGUUUAGAAAAUAAGAAUGGUAAAUUUCCUCUCCAAUGACAAAUUGACCAUUCCUACUUCUAAACAGGGUCAUAGACGCAUGUAGAGUGCUCAAUUUUGAGUAGGAAAGCUGCAUGCUUAAGAAAUUUGCAUUGUACUCAUUCUAAUUGCCUGCAAGCGACUGCAGUAUGGGGAUCCCAGAACACAGAGUCAUAUAUUCAAUGAUUGGAUGAACGAGGGCACAAUAGAGAGCCCCUUAAAAGUCGUUUCAAGAAACCUAACAUUUUCAAUGCUUAAGAACAGGCUUUCUCGAAAUGAAGAUUAGGAUUUAGUGAGAGACAUAAAUUAAAACUGAGAUCACAAAUUUCACUGACAUAAACGUUUUGUAAAUUUUAACGGAUCAUCAAAUUUUAAUCUUAAUGGUCCAUUCGUUAAUCACUCGAUUUGGGCUCUGUUAAUGUUAGCGACUCGUUAAAGUGUGUUAUUAUUAAUCAUUUAUCACUUAUCAAUAAUUCACUUAGAUACUUAACUAUGUAUGAACAAUAUUGUUUAUCUAUCUCGAUGUCUAUAGUAACAUUAUAAUAUAAUAUUAUAUUUAUUACUGACGAACCAACCGGUUAAUUUAAUUAAUUAUAAUCAUUCAGUCGCGCAUCCAAGGGGAGAGCAUAGGGUCACGUGCCCCUCUGUCACUGGACUACAGUUUUUAUUUAUAUAUUUUAUAUUAAUUUAAUUUUAAUAUAUAAUUUAUAGUUAAUUUACUAAAAAUAUAAAUAAUAUACCUCCUCACCCCCCUUUAAACAAUUUCUAAAUCCACCGCUGUAAUCUUUAGUAUUACUUUUAGCAUUAAUUAUGGUAGUUUAUUAUGAUUCAUUAACUAGUGACGGUGAUGAUGAAUUUAUAUUUAAAGUUGUUGUAUGUUUACCAUAACCAAGGGUGUUUCGGAAUAAUUUUAAAUGAGAUAGACGAUAUUUAUGUUUAUACUUCUUGAAUAUAUUGUACAAUUUUUGUGCAACUAUUAACUAAUCAGUGAUUUACCGAAUAAAGAUCUAACGAAACAUUAGUUAAUUAUUACUUAAAUAUUUAUGGAAUAAUUUUUAUGCAAUCUGGUAUAUUAUGUUUACAUAAAAUUGAUUUGUCUACAGGAAUGAUAAACGUAUUGACUGUUUUUUUGAAACAAUAUUAGUCACAGUAUAAAAUAGGAAAUGGAAUAAUUUGAAAUUUUUUAAAUAAAUAAAUGAAAUAUUUAUUUUCGUAAUUUAAAAAAGUUUUAUUUAUAUUUUAUUGGGGGAGGGGAGUACGAAACUAUACGUUUUUCCUAGUAUGUUUUACUCAAGAGUAACUGCUCAUAUUAGCCUCAUUAAUUGGAUGUUUUUGAGUGAGAAGUUACAGUGAGAACAGCGGUUUUGCAAAUUGAUGUAAUUGGACGGAGCAUUAUAAUAAUAGAGCAACACUAAAAGGAGAUACGGUUGAUGGUGGUAUAAUACGAGGGAGUGAUAUAUAGUGAUGUAGGAGACCUUGUAGUCGGCUGGAUAUUUAGAAUCAAUAUGUGGUUCCCCGAUUAUAAUAUUGUUUAAUUUUUGUGAUUCAUAAAGGUUAAAUUCAGCGAAAUGACCAUAGACAUGUUCCGAAUGAUGCAGACAUUAGAGAGGGAAAAAAAUCGAGACGAAAUCAAUCACGUAUCGGAUCCUCCUUCGAGGGCAUCGUUUGUGAGUCCAAAUCGAUUUUCACGUUAUUAUUUCGUUGAUAUAAUAUUUUAAACUGAAUAUAACCAAUCACGAAAUGCUAUAUAUUAUUACGCCACGAAUACCUAUAAUACCCAUCGUGUGUUCAAGAACUCGAAAACAAUUAAUUUAGAAUAAUAUUAAUAUCGAAUUGCAAUAUCUGCAAACAUAUUUGUUUACUAAAUUAAUAGACAAUCGUUUAGGGAAUUUAUGAAUAAUACCUACUCUUUGUAGAUACAUUUUUUUUAGAUUCUGAGCGUUUUUUAUUGUAUUUAGGCACUCAUUUUUUCAACCAGAAAUCUUGUUCCAAUCAACAAGAAANUUUUUUUAGAUUCUGAGCGUUUUUUAUUGUAUUUAGGCAUUCAUUUUUUCAACCAGAAAUCUUGUUCCAAUCAACAAGAAAGCUUUUUGUAACAAUUUUUUUUAUUUGUAUAUUAGAGGAUCACAUUUUAAAUUCUGAGCAAAGCAAGUGAUAUAUUGGUUUUACAAUAAUGUUUAUUUUUCAUAAAUUCUACAAGAUUUCUAAUCUUGCUCCAAUUUUCAAGUAUACCACCUUUUCUGAAAUUAAAUUUCCUUAGGGUGGUACUUUAAGGUAGUCAUUUUUUAAUUUACAAGCUGUUUUCAAAAUAAUUGGAAAAAACCGUAGAAAAAACGGAAACAUUUACGAAAACAAUGCUUUUAUUAUUUCUAAUUUUUGGUUUUUAUUGUAAUUCAGUUAAAAAUAUUCGUAGAGACUUUCUAUUUUGACAAAAACAUUAUAUUUGUCUUUCGUAGACAUGAUAAAAAUAUUGAACUAUUUAAAGACAUUUUAAUUUUUUAUGUAAUAUUUAUUCGGUGAGAAUAAAAUGCUAGACUAAACUAAAAUACUUGAACAUUUUAUAAAAGGUUCAUUAUAAGUGGUACUUAGUGGUCAUUACGAAAAAGUUAAGUUUAAUGUAGUAUUUUUUUUUAUAAGAAUUUUAAUAUUAAAUUUUGACGUAAAUAUUAUGGCCUUUUAAAACAUGUAUAACCGAACUCCGCUCAGGAUCAUUUUACAUUAGCAAUGAUUAACCGUUACAUACAAAAACAUAUUAAAUUGCCCUCUAAAUCCUAUCUUCCCAACGUCUCACUUACAAUAGUGACCCACUCAUCUUAUGAAUUACCUAUGUCCGUAAUUUGUUUUUUUGUAGUAUUUUUUUAAUUAUAGGGAUAGCAAUAGUUCAACAAUGUGCUUUUUUUUUAGGAGAAAAGUUACUCAAUAACCAGUAAUAAAACUUUAGCGUAUCCGAUGAUGGCAAAUCACGAUGUGAAUAGUUCCAGACGAGAAAAUCCUCACAAAUAUAUACUUUACAAACCGACCAUUACUCAAAUAAUGAUGUUUUUAGCCACAGGUUCGUACACUAAUUCACCCCAUUUUUAUCAAUUUUGUAACAUUUUUUAUUAUUAUUAUUAUUAUUAUUUCUUUUAUUGAAGGUUUUAAAGAACUCCCCGCGAACGGCGUUUUGCUCAUGUACGUCUCGGCAGAUGGAUGUUUCCAAACCUCAAAACACGUUAAUGACUGUUAGUAUAAAAUUAAAAUAUAUGAUCACUAAAUAUUACGUCUAAAUAUUAUAAAUAUAUAAAUUACAGGGUUUUACAAUUAUAUUGAAGAUAUUUUAAUAUUUUAGAAUUGUAUAAUAUUUCGUGUGAUUUCGUUAUAAUUUAUAUCGAUGUUAACAUAUUAUUAUAACAGACUUUAAUUAUAUUUUUUUUUUCAAGUGGGUUACGAUUGUGGAGGAAUAAUGGCGAGUAGCAAACGAGAAAUGGAAUUGACCAACAAAAAAGGCGUUCACGUAAAAGAAAUCCAUUGGUGAGACCGGAAUAAAAUAUUAUCAUCUUAUAACAAAAAGUAAAAUUAAAUUAUUGUUAUCAUUAUUAUUAUUUCACAGUUUAUAUCCCGGAGAUCUUUAUCCGUUCACUAGAAAACCGUUGUUUGUAAUAAUCGAUUCGGACAAUAGUUUUGCUUUUCAAUACAUACCGAGGUACUUUGGUCAUCCGUUUGUCGUGCUCAUGUCACCUCAAGAGUUACCGGAUAAACUUCACGGUAAACAAAUAUUAUGUAUCUAAAUUCUCUUCCUUUUUUCGUUGCUUUUCCCAGCUAGUUUAAGUCUCAAUCUCUGUCUUGGGUUUCCAGUGGUAUCUUACUCUUCGGUUUUCUUUUUACUACUUCUUGAAUCAUAUUUUUUAUUUGUGCCCAAUAUACGAUUCCUGUUCAACUUGUCUUUUACUUUUCAAUAAUGCCAUGAUAUCCUCUUUUCCCGACAUAUGUGUUACAUCUUGAUUUUUCCUUCUUUCACAUAAUACUAUCCUGUGUUCUGAUCUCUCUUUGCCCCAAAACAUUGAGCGCUGGAUUUUUCUCUCGAAUAUUGUACAAUUUUGUUAAUUUUUUUGAGAGGGGAGAGAGGAGACAUGUAAAUAGAAAUAGAAUAACAAUAGGAUAUACCAUGGCCUUAUAUAGUGUUCGUUUGUAUUUCUGUGAUAUUAAAUUAAAUGUAUUACUGAAAAAUAUACCUUCUAGUAUAACAUUACGACACUAAAAACAAUUUCAUUUGUCAACGUAAGUGAGUUGAUAUCACUUUAUUUGUAUUUUUCAACAGAACAACUACAGCACAACGGAAGUUUAUUCACGUUGUUUUUGCACAGCCCUCUGACGGCGUUCUGUCUCAUAUGCAAUAUCCUAACUGUAAAAAUGCAUUUAUGGGAAAGGGCCAAUUCGUACGUAGACAGAUUUAUCACGGAAGCCAGCCGUCUGUUUACCAGCAAAGUGAAACCAGGUGAUAUAUACAAAUAUGUAUUAUGAAUUACGAAUUUUGAUAUGUAUAUAUAUAUAUAUAUGUAUAUCCUAUAUACGAUUAUAUUUAUAAUACCACAUGCAUAAUAAUUAUUAUGAUUUUUUUUAGACGUAUCUUACAUACAGUUUUUCGGAGACGAUUUUUUAAGGCUAUUGUUGCUGCGGUACGUCUUUUGUCAUGUUGUUCUGCGUCAUCAUCGAGCAUUUAAUGUGAGCAGCUACUUAUAUUAAUGUUAAUAGUAAUCAUAGUGUAAAUCAAUCAAUAAUAUUAUAUUAUAUAAUAUAUUAUAUUGGCAAUCCGCGAUCAAAUUCUCAAUUUUUCUAUAUCCCGAUUAAUUUUUACUACUGUUACCGUCGAUUUUAUUAUUUUUAAAAAAUGGUAUAAAAACGCCACGAAAUAUAUGAACCUAUAUGUUUGUCUAAGUGUAUUAAAAAAACUAAAAUAUCUAUUAAUCAAAAGACAAUUUCUGUAACUUAGCGCAAGAAGGGUAAUGUUAUUUUUUAGUCAGAAAUUAGUCAGAAAAAAAAAAGUGUAAAAUGUAUUAUUUUCUAAAUAAAAAUUGAAAAUUACACUAACAUUUAAAUUCAUUAAAAUUCACAGAGCCUUAUGGGGCAUUGAAAUUUCAAAGGUCAUUCCCCAACAAUGUGUGACAUUGGCCCUUUUUGCGCUUACAGAUAUAUAUACGAACAAAAUGAUACAAUUUUGGUAAUUAUAAUUCCUCUACACAUCAGUCUCAAAUUUGAUAAGUUCACUCCAGUCUACAAAAUAUUCAAAUGAUGCUACUGGUAUUAUUGGCAUUAAAAAGUGUCUGAAAAACCGCUUAUACCGUGAAAAAACCGUUUACGCGAUAGUAAAAUAAUAACAAGACAAUCUAUUUUUGAAUACAGUACACAUAUAAAUAUAAUUAUAUUAACGACGUCAUUAGUGCUGCUACAUCUUCGUAUUAUUAUGGAACUCGGUGGUAUAUGAUCAUAAAAUUAUUAUUUCUUUUUUAAUAUUUAGUGAAAAUUAAAACAUUAUAAAUAUAUCUAAAACACCUAUACUCUUACAAUAACCUAUACAAUUCCAUCGUCACAUACAAUUUUUAACUAAUAAUAUUAUUGUAUUUUAGAUUUGGAAUCUGACGUACAAGUUAUAAUUAAUGCUCCAAAAUUAUUGUACAUUGUACAUUAAAAGAUGCGAAUUUUUCAUAAAAAAAAUUAUUUGAAAAAUAAAGUGUCUAGAUUCUAAAUUGUUUUUGAUAUAUCGAUUUAAUAUAGGUAUUAUGUUGAUUUCUAAGAGGUAGUCUGGCAGGCAUCAUUUCAGUUUUUCAAUGGGGAUACAAUAAUUUUAAUCGGGUCAAUUUUUUCCUUCAUCGGGCCAUUUAUAUCUUGUUUAUUUCACGGAAAAAAAACAAAUUUUCGAUUGCUUCAAUCGCUCAAAUUCCCACUUUACAUUUCAAUGUUCAACUACUGUAAAGAAAUGUUUCUGAUUUGUAUUUCUUUCUAUAUUUAAUCGACGACAGUGCAAAUAAAUAACAUUUUAUGCUAGUCAAAAACAUAUUAACAAAAAAUAGGGCUGCCAAAUUAUAGUCUGAAUCCCUCAAAUGAUGGCCUUGGUUGUAAAGUAAAACAAGACUUAAAUUAUAAUCUUACCACAGUUUAUCGAUUUUCGAUUGUUAUUUAAUUGUAAUGAUUUAUAAUUUCUUACAGUAUACAGGGUGUCCCAAGAAUAUAUACUUAUUGUAAUAUAUCCGGAGAUCAUAAAGAUAAUCAAAUUAUGAUAUUUUUUUUAUAAUCACAGAAAUAAGGGCCAUUAUAUUUCAAUUGAUUUUUAUGUUUUGGUAAAAUAUUUAAAAAAAUAACUUUUUAUAUAAAAAAAAAAAAUUUAAAUAGACAUUUUAUAGAGUUUAUUUUUUUGAAAAUUUGAUACAUCGAUAUUUUAUAUUCAAUAAAUUCGAUCAAAUUUUUGAUAAUUUUUUAAAGUUCAUAGAAAAGUGGCUAAAAUUAUAUGCAGCAGGCUGUAAUCUGAUUACGAUUAAUUUAAUGUAAACUUCUUUUCUCUGAACUUAAAAAAAUUAUUAAAAGCCAUAUAUAAAGAAAAUAUUAUCUUUUAUAUCCCAUCUUCCUGAUAUAUUCAACACGAAAGUGACUUAUUCAUGACCAUUAUCACCUUUUUAAAAAACAUUUUCCUCGUCUAGUAACAAUAUAAUAUAAUAAAAGUACAUAUUAUUUUGUAUCGAAUCAAAAGGAAUAUAUUGUUUGUGCGCUGUUAAUUUUGUUGUUCUACGUAAUACAGGGAGAACAAUAUCUUCCGCGGUGCCAACCGCCUUUGCCGUUGGCCAGCUUUUUGGACGAGAUCUCUCUGAAGAAAUACGUUCGGGACUUGGCCAAACAUCUGGACGUUUUGUCGCAUUUUGAAAAUUUCGAAUGAACCUCUACCGCCACCGCCGCCACCGUAAAUGCUGCACCUGUAUCGCCCGCACCGCAGCGACAACAGUUGCAGCAGCUAGAUGGCGCGGACAUCGUCAACUUCUUCCAGUAUAGAAAAAAAAAAAAAAUGAUUAUUAUUAUUUAUUUAUUGUUGUUAUUUCGAUUAUAAUAUUAUAUAGUAUGUAGCGUAUAUACAUGUAUGUUAAAUGUAAUAUGAUCAUAAAUCCCCGCGGGCCAAUAGCCGGCGAUGGUAUUUAAGAUCCCGUUAAGAGGGCGCCGUACUCGCAUCGCGUCUAUACUCACAACUUACCGCCGUCACCGUCGUCGCCGUUAAUAUUAUAUUCUAAUCUCCUACGUGUAAUUAUUAUUACUGCCGGUCGGUUCGUACAAUAUUAUAAAACUAUAUCUAGCGGUGCAGCAUAGAUUAAAUGUAUACAUAUAUAAUAAAUUAUUACAUUAUAUGUAUAUGCAUGCGUACAUUGUAUACAGUAAAACUUCCGUUAACGGCCACCUCUGUCGUGUAACGGUCAUUUUUUUUUUUUUUUUUUUUUUUUUUUCGGUCCCGUCAAGUGUUAUGCCUCUGUAGGACACACCUCUAAAGGACGGUCGCCUCUAAACAGCGGUCGUCAUUUCCGGUCCCUUCGGUGACCGUUGUACGGAAGUCUUUCUGUAAUAUAGCUUUUGUCCCGCGGAAUAUCAGGCUAUUCGAUUUUCUGGAAGUUUUCAAUAAAAUAGCGUGUUACAUUUUGAUAAGAAAAUGAUAACUCCAAAAAAUUGGUGUAUUCAACGGGACAAAAGAUAUAUGAAUAUUAUGUAUAUUACUGGUUAUCGAUUUGAUUAAUUCGUUUUUUUUCUUUAUUCAUAUAAUAUAAUAGGAGGGCCCUAUUUAACGGCUUAUAUUUUAUUAUUUUCUCAUCGUAUUAUAUUAUAUUAUUGUAUUCUGUUAAACUAUAUAUUUUAAAAUUUCGUCGUCAUUGUUGUCGUAAUAUAAAUUUGAAACUUUGAAUCUUUGAAAAAAAAUAACGUGUUAUUAUGGUUUAAUCAAAAGGUUAUUAUAACAUUACUAUAUAAUAUUAUAUUUCGGCCAUAAAAUAUAAUAUUAUAUAUGUAUGUGUAUCACCAAACUAUACGAUAUUUUAAAUUAUUGUUGUAAGUUUUAUGUAUACCAAUAUUUACUGUUGUUAUAAAUUUGAAAAGACCUGUAACACUUAAAAAAAAAAAAAACAAAAAAAAAAAAAAAAAAAAAAAAAAAAAAAAACAAAAACAAAAACUUUCUAAUAAAUAGUUUAAUUUUUUCUAAAAUAUUAAUAAAAAUCAAUAUUUCCAAAUCUUCCAUUUUGUACUACGAAAAAAAAAAUCUCUUAAAUAUUACAUUAUUAUAUAAUAUAAUAUACGACUUGUUAGCGAAAUAAAGUACAGUAUUUUUUAUAUAUAACAUCAUUCAUUUAUCUAUUUAUAUAUUAUCAUGAUGCGUGGGUACUCGGUUUAUAACGAAACAAUAUACUGUAUCCUGUCAUUUUAGUUAUUAUUUUUUUUUUUUUUCCAUUGCUUAAAACGAUAAAUUAUAAGGUAUAUACUUUUUAAAUUCUGAGUGGUGGUGCAAGAAUUGCAUUUAUUUUACUAUGGUAUAUGUGUGUAUUUUAGUGUGUCUGUAAACAUCAUUUCUAUCAAAAAUCGUAUUCCAACCAAAACCUUUAUACGAAUUCUCAUAUUAGGAUUUUUGAUAUUGGUUCAUUGAGGGCAAUCAUUUGUUGAUUUCCCUUAUAGUUUUCUUUAUAAAUGGUCAAUACUGGUAAAUCUUUAUAUACAUUUUAUUGAUUUUUAUCUUACUUGAAGUACACUUACUCAGGGAUACUCUGCUCGGAAUCGUUUUCCAUCAGCAAUGGUUUAUCGUUGAUGUAGGAAAAGUAGAAUAAACUAUAGUUAUAUAUGUACUCUUCCAACAUCCCACCAGAAACAGUGACUUACCUAGUAAUUUUAUCAGCUUUUUUAUAAUAUCUGUCCUGGGCUUAAAUUAAAGUCUCAAAAAAAAAAAUCAAACCAAUAAAAACAUGUUGUUUAAUAGGUGAAACUUCGCACAUAUGUUGAGUUCUCUUCAGCUGAUGCAGGUCUUAUCAUUUUAUACAAUAAUAUAUACUUACUUACAGGAGUCUGUAACUCAAAAUAGUUUCAUCGCUAACUUUUCGAUUAUUCCAUACCCAACUAAUUUAUUGAUUUAAGCAAAAUUUUAAAAUUUUAAAAUACGAUUGGAUUUUUUUUGAAAUAACGAAAACCGAUUGCCCUAAAAACAAUGUUAGUUAUAUUAUAAAUAUUU